GCCAUGGCGAUUCAUCGGCUGGGCCUCAGUCACUCAUCUAGAUGAAAUUUGUAUAUUUUGUGACGAACGGGAAUCAUCUAGCGAGUAAGGGGUUGGUAUGCAGCAAGAUCAGGCGCGAGCUCAACCGCGUGUCUCCCUUCAAAACGAGCGUCUUCGGCAUAUGAAGAGCGUACCAAGGCAACAGUGAAGGCGGAUAUCAGCAUACACUCAACCGCUCAACCUCAAGGCAUUCGAUCCGAACGCAGUCGAGUGGCGCGCAUUCAAUACGAUCAUUCCGCGAAGCGCUCUUCGCGCACAGAGGCUCUUCGACAUCAUGAAAAAUGAGAGGACUACGAUGGACACUAGCGUCUAUGACCCCGCUCGUCAUUACGCCAUGUCGCUCAUCUGGGAACGAUAUGGCCGCUGACGAAAAAGUGGCAUACGUCGCGGGUGCUAACAAGUUUCCCUUGCCAAGAUCUGCAUCAAGCCAAAGCGUAAGAGUACGGCACGUCAAGAAGAGGCCCUGCGUAUACAUUCGUUCUCGCGGCUAUCGGCGUUCAUCUUGCGGCAGGGGAUGGUCAGGUCUCACUUUUGGUCCUACCGGCGUUCACCAUUCGAUGUCCGCCUAUUUACGACCAAGCUAUCUGCUACAGGCGAUUAUGUCCUCGACCACUAGCGCAUGCGCCGCCCAACAUGGAAGGAGUAACGAGUACGUCUUCCCUAUCCCAAGUCGUCGCAUUUUCUAUCAUCCCAAUCCAGUCGUACUUAUUUUGAAAGCAAAUCCCAUCAGGUCAACGGAGAAGAAGCGACCAUAGACCAACACCGCCUGCGCGAUGAUUACCUCUUGCCCUACAAAGACAUGUCAAGUCCCCCCGCGUUGCGACAUGCGAAAGCACAGUUAGUGACUUCCCCCUUCAUAGAUCGCCGUCUAGACUCUAGAAUGCGGGUACUCACUACAUUCAGCACACCAUUACUGCUGCAGGACGCCAAUCGACAUCAGGAAAAACCUCCGUGCAAUUUCGCACUCACCAAAGCUAUACACGACUACGGAGCGUCCCAUAGUGCGAGGUGGGAGCGGGAUAGUUUGUCGUAGCAUUGAAUAGUCGUUAGUGAGGUGUGGAUAGUACCUGUAGCCUCCAAUUGGAGCUGUGCUCGAUAUCGGCCAUCCAAUAUUAGUGCUGACUUGUACUGUAGAUUCCCGUAGAUGAGUAGGGAGGCG
Molecule: messenger RNA, 1198 nt
Organism: Schizophyllum commune H4-8
Lineage: Eukaryota; Fungi; Basidiomycota; Agaricomycetes; Agaricales; Schizophyllaceae
Exons: 3
Coding region: 321-794 (157 amino acids)
Source: RefSeq, a predicted model, not a curated record